Messenger RNA from Macroventuria anomochaeta, 5431 nucleotides. RefSeq lists its product as uncharacterized. The record is from RefSeq and is a predicted model, not a curated record. The coding region runs from base 64 to 5058 and encodes 1664 amino acids. Lineage: Eukaryota; Fungi; Ascomycota; Dothideomycetes; Pleosporales; Didymellaceae. The transcript has 3 exons.
CCUGUCCCCAGGUCGCCGUCGCCGUGCCUGCUCUCUCGCAAGCACGACCCGUCCCCCGCGACCAUGAGCAUGGGGCCACGGCCUGGCGCUCACGAACACAACCACAAUGGCCUGCAGCGUCCACACAUAGCCUCUUCCAUAUCUGCCCCCGCAGGAAAACUACCACGACUGCUCCCCGCCGACCUCUCUGCCUACAGCGAUGCCCUCCUCCCCACCGCCGCCAUACCCACCUCUGCCACCUCGCUCGCCGAGCUCGCCCAUCUGAUCCGCCUGCAGGGCUACCAGGAGCAGCGCAAAGCCCACUCGCGCAUCCGCCUGCACCGUUGGCUGGUCUCGAGCGCCCUCUCCGCACGUCUGGUACACUGCGGGGAGCUGGCAUACCGCACGCUCGUCGACAACUUCCGCUCCGACGACAAGAAGAACUUCGCUUCGCUGUACAAUGCCCUCAACGACGUGCGCAACUCGUGCGACGCAAGCCGGCAAUACGCCCUCUUGGAGCCGGACCUGGGAUUUGGAAAGGCCAAGAGCGCCCCCAAGAGCGACAAGGCCUCGCUUUCUUUCUCUACGUUUCUCAAUGAUGUCCCGUCCAAGAUCUUGGACGACCUUCUCGAUUUCAUUUCCGAAGUCCGCACCAAUCCUGAUUUCCUUGCUGCAAGGAUUGCGAGCCUGUCUCAGCAAGAACUUGCUUCUCUUUCGUCGUUUCGUCAAGCGCUUGAUCCUGUUGAGUCUGUUAUUGCUAUUACUGGAGCGCGGGGCAAGAACCCUGCUGCGAGCAAGCCCACGCAAAAUGGCCCCAGUCCGGUGGAGAGGCUGCUGAGCUUCCAGCGACAUGAUCCUCUUGCGGCACUUAUCUACACCAUCUUUGCCAAUUCCUCUGGACCGGACUCCGCUGAAGACUUGCGCCGCACUGAUGUUUGGGCGACUACAUGCGCCCAGAUGAUCAAGGAGAACAAAGCUGGAACGGACAGGUUCGUCAAGACAGUCCUUGAUGUAUGGGCUGGUAUGCGAGAGUGGCCUGGAAAAGCCAACUUGGAGCUCUACCUGAUGCAGGCCUUGCAAGAUGGCCAGUUCCUGCUGGAGAAAGCCGAGGACCAACCUACGCGACAAGGCCAGCCGGCACCGCGGAGCACCAAGGACACCAUUGCCGCUGAUGAGUUCUUCGACAAGGCUGUGAAGCGCCUGUUCGAGGUCGUGGACGAUGAGCCGAGCGCCGGAGGCAUACCAGAAGGUGUUCUUGAAAUCGGAAACGCCAUUCUCCGCAAACUAGAUGACGAGAGGGGUAUCCGUAGAGGAGCGCAGAGUUUCUUCGUUUCGCGUUGGCUGUUCACCACUUAUCUGAUGAACGCUAUCAUCCAUCCCGAGACACAUGGCAUCAUGAUCCAGCACCACAUCAGCGAACACGCCCGCCAGAAGAUCCUCAAGGAAAUCGCAGUCCGCGCACAAAAGCAUGUUUUGGACCUGACCUACAAUUGGAAGCAACAAGUGCCUGUUCUUCCGGAAAUCCGUACUCACAUUGAAAGCAUAAUAGCCAGGUUCAAGCACACAAAGACGUAUUCCAAGCCCAUUCUCCUACCGGCCAAAGCGAUUACAUCCCCUCGAGAAACCGUGGAAGUACAACCGUUCAUUGUGCUCUGCCCGUCGGACAUCAUAACUUUGGUCAACACGCUCUUCCCGGAGCGACGCCCGUCGUCAAGCCACCUGAGCAAGGACGCUGAACGCCGAGGUGGAAUCGCUUCGUCUGCGUCGUCCAUGUCUGGAGUGUCAAUGCCAUUCCGUAGCGCUUCUGCUACCGCGACUGACGCAAGCUCCAUCUUGAGUGCAAGUGCGUCAUCCAUGACUAGCGACACUACGUCCAGGGAGCCCCUUCUGGACAUUGGUAACAUUGACCGCAAUCUACCACUGGGAGAAGCAUACGCCGAGUCCAAGAUUGCGCCUAGCGAGAGCUAUGGGCGACACCUGAGGAUGGCCUGCUCUGAGAUGUCACGUAUCUUGGGUAUCGAUGCCACCUCUGGCUCAUGCCACCCUUGCAAGGAGCGCUGGGCUGUGUUGUACAUCUCUGCUGACGGCAAGCAACUGAAGCAUCGUAUGCGAAAAGACUCUGACGAUGAAGAUGAGCACGAUGAGGACUCGCAUGAUACUGACAGCAGCGACGAUGAGGGCUCGGGGGCAAUUGAUCUUGAAAACGACUACCACCAGUUGAAGGAGGCCAUCGCUAAGCUGGUCGAGGAGUACGAAAUACCGAAGGAGCUGUCCCCCGACAGCGAGUCAAAGAGCUUCAGCAAUCGCAUGACUACUCGCAAGGGAGGGAGAGGCCAUGGCCUGGGCCGAGUCGCCAGCGAGACCUUUGGGUCUCGCAAUCCUUACAGUCAGCCUCAGCCUCAGACGCAAAGUCAGCUCACCAACCUGAUUGCAAGCCAACGUAAUGUCCCCGCGCGCCACCGCUCGCCACAGAAUCCAAGAAGCAACAGCAACCCACAGAACCCGAACGAAAGACAGGAGGGCAACUCAGUAUUGGUUACAAUGCUCGAGUCAGCUAUGCUUCAAUGUCAGGCUCGCUCGGACUUCGUUAACGCGCUCAUGUACCACAAGACAUUAGCGAGUCUGCGUAGGCUCAGUUCACCCACACUCGUCAAGAACGGAUAUGCUGCACUACUCAACUACUUCUCGCGUGGUCCACGCGAUUCUCUCAGCAAGGCUGCCAACGCAAUCGAAGAGUUCGAAGCAUGGUUUGUCUGGCUGAAGCAAUCUCAAGAGAGAUCUGACGGCAUGAUCGAAGAGAUGAUGGUCGGUUUUAAGAAUCUGCGAGACAAGAUGUGGUACAUCAGCGAUGUCCGAGGAUCGAAAGAAUACGAUGAGGCCAAGAACGUCGCCCUUGCUCUUAAGAUCAUGGGUCAACCGAGGAAGACACUCGAUGGCAAGCCAUUGCAGACACCGCGCUCCCGCAACUACUCCAAGUCGUCCUCGAACAACUUCGCACUGAGGAACGAGGCCCAGCUCGUUGAUGUUAUGGCUGCUUCACAGGACUUCGGUGGACCGAACAAGCUCUCGGACGAACAGUCUGAGAUCACUUUGAAGUGGAUCAAUCAAUACGGGAUUGAGAAUUUUUGUAAAGGCGAGGAGCGCAUUCAUCGCUUCUGCCUUGAGAUCGACAAGUGUGUCAACAAAAUUGUUGCCGACAACCUGAUGGAAGGCCCUACGCUCUGGGCCAGCGACCUGUACAAACGCGACCAGCAGAUCUUAGAUAGUGGCCGCCAAAAGGGAGAUCUCUUCCUUACCGGCGUUGGCACGCUAUCUGUUGCUGGCGACGAGGAGUACGAAACACACGGCCGACCCGGCUCACGGAACCUUGACUUUGCACAGCGCCCAAGCCACAGCAGUCUGCGCUCGGUCGCCAACCGCAAUGUGUCGGGUCACAGCUUCGAUCAGAGUCCUUGGGGUACCAGUCCCAUCGAGUCUCACGAUUACUUUGGUGGUUCGUCGCCAAUCAUGGCUAUCGACGCGGCUACAACGUUUUGGUCGCCAUUCCAGACACAGGCUCAGUCGCCGACCAGCGCUGCCAGCAUCCGACCGCGCACCGCUUCGUCGUCCAAGGGCACAGUAAUGCUGAAGCAGUCGGCAAGCGUCAACGAGGAGAAGCGCCGCUUCCUGCUUGACCUCAAACAAACACUGACCGGAUUGCUUCUGAGCGAUCUCGGAACCAUGGUCUUUGCCAAUGGAAGUGAGACUGAUUCUUGGUUCGGCGGUGACAUUCUGGAAGACUGCAUUCAGCGCAGAGACGAAGAGGAACGCAAGCGCAAGAAACAGCUUGCCAAGAAGAAGAGCAUGAAGGGUUUGCGAAAGCAGGCUCAUAUCGACCAGCGCAAUGUGCCACUCGAUACCCUUGGGAGGACCGAGAGAGGCCAAGCUGCACCACCUGUUGCGACUUUCCAACAUGCUGCGGGCUCUGACGCGCAUCACUCGGCGGGCGAACACUCUUCAACAUCGAGCGAUGCUACUUCCCACUCGGCUGGCAUCACUGCUGCGAAGAAAGCUGGUCUGCUUGAGUUCCCAUACAAUGUGGCAUUCCGACGCCUGCUCAGCAAAUUCGCAACGCACCCUAACCCCUACUCGAAGUUGCACGCGCUCUACGAGCUCGAACUCCUCAUUAUCGCCUCCCUCUCAUCCCGCUCCGGCCGCUCCUACAACAACCGCCGCGACACACUGCCGGCAGUCCCCCAAUCCCCCACCCUUGGCGCUGUCCCCGAAUUCAGCUCCCGCGAACCCGCGACCCAGCACUCUCGCGCCCAGAACCUCGAGGAAGCAAUUGCCCACUGCUCCGAGCGCCGCGCUCACACCAUGUCCGGUGAUCGCGCCUCACCAGUACCCCAUCGCAGCGGCGCUCGCUCCCCCGUCGGCCCACCCAGCACCGACAUGAUCGUCGAAGUCAUCCAAGGCCUCCUUCGUGACACCGACAUCCGCCCCAAAUCCCUCUUCCGCGACCUGCAGUACAUCGCCUCCUUUGUGCCCGCGCAGAUGCUCGACAAGACGGAGCGCGGCAAAGCGUUCUGGGACGUCGGACUCGCAGCCCUAGGACUGAAACAAGACGUAUGCCGGAUCAUGGUGGAGCUCGUGGACGAAGUCAUCAAUGCCUCAAACUCAACCCGCAACGCCGCCGUCCAACAACAAAGCACCUCCACCGAAAAGUCCAGUGGGGACAGAAUGACCACACCCAUCCUGGAGCCCACAUCGCGCUACAACAUGGAAGACGCAGCGCGCAUGCUGCUCAUCACGGCCAAAGAAGGUGACGCCGUCGCCGAGCGCGAGCUCGCUAUCUUUUACCUCACGAGCCCCGAACUGCUGCACCGUGCUGUGCUGCCGCUUACGAAGCCGAGCGAGGUGUUCAAGACGGAGUUGCUGAAUCGCGAGAGGAAGGCGAGUCAGGACCCGGCAAGGAGUGAUCCGAUGACGAUGUGUGUUGCGCAGCAUUGGAUGGAGCAGAGUAUGAAGGGGGGUGAUGGGCUGGCCGCUAAAUACCUGCGCCAGCGCUCAGAACUGGAGAGCAUACCAUCGCGGGCGUGAGAAGUGUUGGUUUGAGUUUAUACCCCGUUAUAUUUGUUGUUGUUGCGUUGUGCGUGCGCUGUUGGAUGAUCUGCAUGCAUAGCGAGGUGUUUUCUGUUUCUGUUUCUGGUUUGGCGUUUUGGUUGCAUAAGCAUAAUUCCCCCUUAGCUUGUUGUCGGGCUCGUAAUGUUAGUGUGGCAGAUGGGACUGACAGGUACACGAUGAAGAUGGUUCAUGAAGGACGGACAUGUCACGGAAGAGUUGCAUGAAGGAUGGUGAUGUGAAUAUGGACGGAGCUCGGCUGGUAACGAAUCUCCUAGUACACGUGUGGGCUAGUAUCUGAGUAUCUGAUAGUCAUGAGCAUUCUUGAGAUACCACAUAGGGUAGAUUUAGG